This is a messenger RNA of Lagopus leucura (white-tailed ptarmigan), 1240 nucleotides long. It is a transcript of the gene EFCAB11, whose product is annotated as EF-hand calcium binding domain 11. The record is from RefSeq and is a predicted model, not a curated record. NCBI's taxonomy places the organism in Eukaryota, Metazoa, Chordata, Aves, Galliformes, Phasianidae. The transcript is spliced from 7 exons. Gene Ontology annotation, molecular function: calcium ion binding. Bases 1 to 828 code for a protein of 275 amino acids.
AUGUUGCUACAAACGAAGAGACCACACUGUUUCCCUUCCCAGCCUCCACUUGCCUCUUACAGUGACCUCCACCCCCCAGAUCUGACACGGUCCUCACAUACAAAACAAUAUGCAAUAACAACAAAGCUGCUCCCAAGAAACAAAGAAACGCGGGCAACAGAAGCGGCUACCAAACUCCCCAAGCCCACCGCUCACCCCAGCACCUCUUCGCGCCAGCCUGCGCCCGCCUCUUCCCGUUCCGGAAGGACGGCACCUUCCCCAAGCGCUCGGGCCGGGGACCGAGUUCAGGAGGAGGAGAUGAGGGAGGCGGUGCCGCCUUCGCUCCGCCCCGCACAACGGCGCCGUUGCCGGGCAGCCGCCGCCAUGGGUUCGCUGCGGGAGCGCUGCGCCAGGGUUUUUGAAGUGUGUGAUGAAGGUAACAAAGGCUAUUUGAACAGAGAGGACUUUGAAGUUGCUGUAGUAAUGUUGUUUGGUUAUAAGCUCUCAGAGGUGGAGGUGGAUUCAAUAAUGUCUUCUGUGAGACCAGAAAAUUCAGGUAUAUUAUUUGAAAAGUUUUUAAAUCUCAUGAGUGCAAAGAAAUCUGCACAACUGUGUAGUGAUGAAACAAGAGAAAUAUUCACAGCUUUUGACAUGCAAGAUAGAGGAUUCUUGACUUUUGAAGACUUUAAGAAAACCUUCAAUUCUGUUCUUCCAAAAUUAUCUGAAAGAAUCAUAAUUGAAGCCUUCAGAGAGGUUGAUCAGGAUUCUGAUGGGCGCAUCAGCUUCAAAGAGUUUGAAUGUGCAAUGAAGCACGGACAAGAUGAAGUAUCACCAUUGUACUUUGCCUGAAGUAUGCUCUCUGGUGAAAAGACAAAGUGGAAACUUUAGAUCUCAAGUUAUUUAAAAAUCAAUGAUACUUCAUUUGUUUCAGCCAGAAUUUUAAGAACUUUGACUGUAAGUGUAGCUCUGAAGAACAGCCUUUGAAGCUUUACUGUUGACAAGUUGGGUGUAUUAAUUUACAUGUGUAUGUGUGCAUAGAAUACUUAAAAUAUUUGAAAACUCUGUUGAUUCCCAGUCAUCCUAGUUAGGAAAUGCAAUGCUGUACUUUUUGGCUGAGAAAGAAAAGAACUGACUCUGAUUUGCAGUUAUUGUGAAAUGUACUCAUUUGAUAUUUCAACAGCCUUUUGUUGGCUGACCAAAAUAUCUCACAUAUGUAGAAACUGAUUAAAAUUAUGGUGGAUAAUGCUUGCUUUUUAGAAAU